Molecule: messenger RNA, 1179 nt
Organism: Lotus japonicus
Lineage: Eukaryota; Viridiplantae; Streptophyta; Magnoliopsida; Fabales; Fabaceae
Exons: 3
Coding region: 1-1179 (392 amino acids)
Source: RefSeq, a predicted model, not a curated record
AUGUAUAAGAAUAUGAGAGGAUUCGUUGCUAAACAUGCACUUCACCUAAUGUAUGAUGAACAAAACAGAUUUUGGGGUCAUGGUGAGAAAUGCGGUUGCGUGAUGAAAGUCACUCAUGGACUACCUUGCGCUUGUGCACUUCAGAGUAUGGCCUCAAUUCCGUAUGCAGCAGUUGAUCCAUUCUGGAAGAUACUUUCUUGGGAACAAGUGCCUGUUGUGGAGAGUCAAACCUCAAACAGUGGAUGCAUGCCGCUAGAGAUUGAGGCUUUGUGGGCUCAUUUCAAUACCUUGGAUGAUGCGGGCCAAAGUAUGCUGAGAAGGAAGCUUAAAGAGCUUUAUUGUCCUCAAAUCAGUUCAUUGUGUCCUCCUGAAGUGAAGAUAAAGCACAAUCAAUCGUCCAAGGAGAGGAAACCAAACCUCCCAGAGACCAAAGAACAAGAAGCGAAAGCUAGCAAGAGGAAACCUAGGCUCACCAAAACUCCUAAAACAACUCCAACAUCGCAAGCUCCUAAGUCAAAGAACAAGAAGGCUAUGACAGCCACCGGCUCCAAAAUCUACUUACCGGAGUUGCCAUCUUUUUUAUGGCCAUAUAUACAUGAAGUGAUAGAUGUUGUCGAGGAUGGUAAUUGUGGAUACAGAGCCGUCGCUGCAUUGCUGGACCUUCAGAACGGUCAGGACGGUUGGCCUCGGGUUAGGGAAGAGCUGAUUGUAGAACUCACACUCUAUGAGAAACACUAUACACGCAUGUGGGGUUAUGAUGUGGUACAAGCCAUGCACAAUCGUCUCACUCUCCCUCCUGAUGGUAGAGCCACUAAAUCCAAAUGGAUGCAUCUACCGAAGAUGGGGUACCUUAUUGCUAACCGGUUUCGGGUGGUUUUCAUCUCCAUCUCGUUAAAAUCUAGUUACACUUACCUUCCGAUGAGAGGAGGCGCCCCACCGUUAGAACAUCCUGUCAUAGCUAUUGGUCAUGUGACCAAUCACUUUGUACAGCUGAAGUUGGUGUCUGGACAUCCUAUGCCGCCAAUUGCUCCCCAAUGGGAAUACAAUGUUGAAGAACCCGAGUCCGAAUGGUGUAAACCGUAUAAAGAGCGUUUGGAUAGAUUUAUGGCUGAACACACUGUUUGGAUUGGUCCUCGUGUUAUUACCAACUUUGAUUUAACAGACAUAACAGAAGAUUGA